Messenger RNA from Cucurbita maxima (winter squash), 1068 nucleotides. Its product is annotated as probable esterase KAI2. The record is from RefSeq and is a predicted model, not a curated record. Lineage: Eukaryota; Viridiplantae; Streptophyta; Magnoliopsida; Cucurbitales; Cucurbitaceae. Gene Ontology annotation, biological process: response to karrikin. The transcript has 2 exons. Bases 87 to 875 code for a protein of 262 amino acids.
UUCAAAAAAAAAAAAAAAAAAAAAAAAAAAAAAAAAAUCCCAAACGCAACACUUUCUCCGUUGCUCGAUCCCGGUUUCAGUUUGCCAUGGGAAUCGUAGAGGAGGCUCAAAAUGUGAAGAUCAUCGGAGACGGCCAACAGACGGUGGUUCUCGGCCACGGAUUCGGCACCGAUCAAUCGGUCUGGAAACACCUGAUCCCGCAUCUGGUGGAGGAUUACAAGGUGGUUCUGUACGACAACAUGGGCGCCGGGACUACCAAUCCAGAUUAUUUCGACUUCGAGCGCUACAGAAGUCUGGAAGGGUUCGCGUACGAUCUGCUGGCGAUGUUCGAGGAGCUUCGAAUUGAUUCGUGUGUGUUCGUCGGCCACUCUGUUUCGGCGAUGAUCGGCGCCAUCGCUUCCAUCACUCGCCCGGCCCUCUUCCACAAGAUUAUAAUGCUCUCCUCCUCCCCUAGAUACUUGAACGACGAGGACUACUUCGGAGGAUUCGAGGAAGAAGAUCUAGAGCAGCUAUUCGAAGCAAUGCAAUCGAACUACAAGGCUUGGUGCUCGGGGUUCGCCCCGCUAGCCGUGGGUGGAGACAUGGACUCAGUGGCAGUUCAAGAGUUCAGCCGAACCCUGUUCAACAUGCGCCCCGACAUAGCCCUCAGUGUGGCUCAAACCAUCUUCCAAGCUGAUAUGAGGAGCAUUCUCCCCCUCGUCACCGUCCCCUGCCAUAUCAUCCAAAGCAUGAAGGACAUGGCCGUCCCCGUCGUGGUUUCCGAGUACAUCCACCGCAACCUCGGCGGGCUCUCCAUCGUCGAGGUCAUGCAGUCCGACGGCCACUUGCCCCAGCUGAGCUCCCCUGAUGUUGUGAUUCCGGUGCUUAAGUAUUAAGGACAAGGCCCACGAAUAUCUAUUGUCAUACCUAAAGGUUUAAUUAUAAGAUUGGGAGCCAAGAAAUUGCAACUAGCUUUAACCAGCUUUAACCAUUUGUAUCCAAACUAACUAGCUUUAACCAUUUGUAUUCAAACUAAGGAAUGUCUAAUCUCAUGCUCAAAGGUUUAAUUCUAAGGUUGAGAGCCAAGAA